AAUAAGUAUCAGAGGAAGAUAUCUCACAUCAUUGUUGAUGAGGCUCACUGCAUCGAUACGUGGGGCAACAGUUUCCGCACAGAUUAUCAGCGUCUUGACACGCUAAGGGCAAUUCUACCGAACGCAAAAGUUGUUGCAAUGACUGCAACAGCUACAAAAACAACACAAAAAUGCAUAGCAAAACACCUCAGGUUUUGUGCUAAUUACUACUUAGUAUCAGCAUCAUGUGAUCGCCCAAACCUGUUUUAUUCAGUGAAUAAGAGAUCCUCCCAUAAUUCUGUAAACAAAACAUCAGAAGAUGCUUAUGGAGAGGUAUUGAGGCCAAUAUUAAUGGAAUUAAAGGUACAGAAUUUAUAUCAUACCACAGCAAAUGAUGUGUUAAUGUCUUUACAGCAAAUGCAGAAUAACAUUUCACUUAGCAAAACAAGUAUAUUUUUACAGGAGAAAGGAAGAUCCUUCCCCAAAACAGUUCUCUUCAGCAAGCUGAAAUGGUGUGGAUAUGGCCAUGAAUUGGCAUUUCAAAUAAUGGGCGACGAAGAACUCCACUGUUACACUUCUAAUAGUCAAUACACUGCCAGGCUUGGACAGUAUCAUGCACCGCAAGUUGAUGCACUGAAACAAGAACUGUCUUGUAUAUUCAAGUCUCCCAAUAGCCAUGUAAGGCUACUUUUAGCCACUGAGGCAUACAGCAUGGGCACUGAUGCACCUGAUAUAAGAAGGGUUAUUCACAUUGGACCACCUUCAACGCUAGAAACUUACUUGCAAGAAACUGGUCGAGCUGGGCGUGAUGGUGAACAUGCAGAGGCAAUAAUGUACAUGAACAAAUCAGACAUAGCUUCAAAUGUCAAACAUCUCUCAAAGGAAAUGAAAGAUUUCUGCACCACUAGCAAAUGCAGAAGACAGACCUUGAUGAAUUAUUUUGAAUUUGAAUGUGUCCAACCAGAACCAGGUCAUCGUUGUUGUGACAAUUGCUCAAAAACAUGUCAGUGUGCUGAAUGUAUUAUACACAAAGUAUUCGAAACUGACUUCCAUCUCUCGACUCAGGAGAGCAAUGAGCAAAUUCCUGCACCCAGGAAAGCUGGGUUAAAAUGGCUUCACAGUUGUUAA
Molecule: messenger RNA, 1107 nt
Organism: Haliotis rubra (blacklip abalone)
Lineage: Eukaryota; Metazoa; Mollusca; Gastropoda; Lepetellida; Haliotidae
Product: ATP-dependent DNA helicase Q1-like
Exons: 4
Biological process (GO): double-strand break repair via homologous recombination
Cellular component (GO): chromosome; nucleus; cytoplasm
Molecular function (GO): nucleic acid binding; four-way junction helicase activity; 3'-5' DNA helicase activity
Source: RefSeq, a predicted model, not a curated record